GCAGUCAGUGUUAACAGGAACACAGGACAGCGGGGAGAGCAGCAGGUACACAUAUAAUAUUGUUUGAAACCCGAGGAGGCGCUUUGCUUUUCAGCCAAUGGAGCGAGUGAAGUCUUGGCCCAAAAAGUGGCCUAGGCCCCUAAGCCGACUAACUAAGUCUAAGUCAUAACGUCACCGCCGGGGACACAGACAGAGUCGAGCCUCUUGUCAAGUGCCUUAACACACUGACAGUGUGACACCGUUAUUGCGACUUUGCGAUUCAGUGCCCUGUUUUCCCCUCCUCCACACCAUCUAGUCGCUGCUGCAGGCUCUUUCUUACCGGCGAGCGCGCGCGCACACACACCUCAACACCCGGCACGAGCGGCGCUGCGCGCGCAGCCGGUGGCGGAACUGCGUUUCGGCGCUUUCUGACACGUCAGCCAAAGCGGCCGGAAGGCUUUCACUGUGACACGCGCACCGGGGCGGAACCCAGUUCACGCGCUGUUGCAGCACGGAGCGCUUUCGCGGUGACGCGUUCGACGCGCACUGGACACGGCGGCUGACCGGCCGGUUGAGCGGCGGAACCGUUUUCGCGCGGCCCUGUCGCCACUUUCGCCUGUUUCAAAUUAUAGCUUCAAAGAGCAGCUGGCGGCGCUUUGAACGGGAUGUCAUCAUCAUCAUCAUCACCACACACACGCGGCGCGCUGCGCGGGCUGUGUCCGUCAUGAGGCGUUUCGCCGGCGCACAAGGUUCCUUCAGAGCUCUCCUGGGUUGAUGUCCCACUCGCCUCACACAUGGAUCUGCCGGAGUCCAGCACCGCUAAGAAUGGCCGGCAGAGGAAGACCGUUGUCUCCUGGGAGAUGAAGGACGGUGAGGGCAGCUACUCGUCCAGCUUGCCAAUGGAGGACGAGGCGCUGCUGGGGCCCGGCCAUGAGGAUGACGAGGGACGCCCCAAGGGCCGCGGAGGCAUCGGGACAGAACUGGGCAGCGUCUCCCUGCUGCUCUUCCUGUAUGUCCUGCAGGGCAUUCCCCUGGGCCUGGCGGGAAGCAUUCCUCUGAUCCUGCAGAGCAAAAACGUCAGUUACAAGGACCAGGCCUACUUCAGCUUCGUCUUCUGGCCCUUCAGCCUGAAGCUGCUGUGGGCCCCCCUGGUGGACGCGCUGUACUUUUCUCGAUUUGGCCGAAGAAAGUCCUGGCUCGUCCCCACGCAGUACCUGCUGGGCUUGUUCAUGCUGUGCCUGUCGGCGACGGUGGACUCGCUGCUGGAGAGCGACAGGGGGCCGGACGUCAUGACCCUGACGGCCGUCUUCUUCAUGCUCGCCUUCCUGGCCGCCACUCAGGACAUUGCGGUGGACGGCUGGGCACUGACCAUGCUCUCGCGGGACAACGUAGGCUAUGCCUCCACCUGCAACUCAGUGGGCCAGACGGCCGGCUACUUCCUGGGCAACGUGCUUUUCCUGGCUCUGGAAUCAGCUGACUUCUGCAACAGCUACCUGAGGUUUGAACCCAAGGCCACCGGCAUCGUCACCCUCUCCGACUUCCUGUUUUUCUGGGGGGUCGUGUUCCUGGUGUCAACCACCCUAGUGGCCAUCUUUAAGAAGGAGAACCCCAGGCAGCAACAGCAUAAGAAGAAGAAGAAGAAGAUGAUGAUGAUGCCCCUGGAUGAGUCCCAGGGGGUCAUGGAGACCUACAAGCUGCUCAUAUCCAUCAUCAAGAUGCCUGCAGUCUUUACCUUCUGCAUCCUGCUGCUCACCGCGAAGGUGGGCUUCUCGGCCGCAGAUGCGGUAACGGGACUGAAGCUGGUUGAGGAGGGCGUACCCAAGGAGAAGCUGGCACUGCUGGCUGUGCCCAUGGUGCCCCUGCAGAUCCUGCUGCCUCUACUCAUCAGCAAGUACACGGCAGGGCCCCGACCCCUGGAUGUGUACUACAAGGCGUUCCCCUGCAGGCUCCUCAUUGGCCUGGGCUAUGCUGUGCUGGUGUGGUGGACCCCCAGUGUUAGGCAGGAGAAGGACUUCCCCCUCUACUACUAUGCCGUGGUCCUGUUCAGCUACGCUGUGCACCAGGUGGCGCUCUACAGCAUGUACGUUGCCUCGAUGGCCUUUAACGCCAAGGUCAGUGACCCUGUGAUCGGAGGCACCUACAUGACGCUCCUGAACACCGUCACGAACCUGGGCGGGAACUGGCCGUCGACACUCGCGCUCUGGCUUGUGGACCCGCUCACGCUGAAGGAGUGCCGGGGGGCGGCGGCAGCGCAGAGCUGCGGCUCCCCGGAAGCGGCCGAGCUGUGUUCCCGCAUGGGGGGCACCUGCGUCACCUCGCUGGACGGCUACUACGUGGAGUCACUUGUGUGUGUGCUCAUUGGCUUCAGCUGGUGGUUCCUCCUGGGGAAGCGCCUGAAGAGCCUGCAGGACGAGACUCCUUCGGCCUGGCAGUGCCGGACGCACAAGUGACGGCCUUACCGCGGUGCUCCCGGCCUUACUGUGGUGCGCUCCACCUCCCGCUCACUGUGAACGGUGUGCUCCUCACGCCUUCCGCUGGUCGCUCUCGUCUCGUAUCUCCUGCUCCUCCGUUGCUCCCGUCUCUUUGCUGCACGAACCACGCAGGCUGAAGUGGACGUCUGGGACGAGACUCAUCAAGUCCUUCUCUCACAUCACCUCAACAAAUGGAUCGAUUGAUUGGAACUUUUUGCACCAUCUGCUGAAUACAAAAUGCAUUUGGCUGUAAAUCUGGUGCAGUUAUAAAUGGUUACUUGAUGCAGAAAACACAAAAUUGUGUUAAAAGGAAGUUUCUCUGUACUUUUUUGUGUUCCAAGUGUUGAACUUAGUUUGGGGGGAAGGAAAAGAAAACGUGUGGAUCGGUUGCUUAUGGAGGUAAUUGUAACUGAUAAAUAUUUUUUUAAAAGGCGUUUAAAGGCGGCAUUCUGUGAAAAUGAGUGUUACCCACAGACGAGGGCAUGCUGCAGAAAGGGGGAUGGCCGAGGAGGCAGGUGAGCCGAGGUGCAAAUUUACAUCUCCUCUGUAUGCUGUACAUUGUUGUGUAUAAAGGUCAUGGUUGCGUGACUACUGCUGUUUUAUUUUAACUUUGCGUUAAUCAUUCAUUGUCUUUUGUGUUGCCUGCCUUGUGGAUGUUUUACGAGCAGCAACCUCCCUGCUCUUUUUCCACUUGUUUUCCCUCCACCACCGUAUGAAGGUGGGAUGGUUGGACAUUUUAGACAUAUUCUGUAAACAGAAGUCUCUCAAGUGCGUUUCUGUACAUCGUAUAUAAGGUGGUGCUACUGCGGUUGUGCAAAUUCAGUUUGACGGAGCUUAAUUGGAACCAAAAUAUCGACAAUGUAUCUGUUUCUGAUUUGCCAAAUCCCAACCACAGGAGUAUCACCAUAUUGAAGCUCAGUGGACAUUAGUUAUGGUUUUUAUUUAAUUUUUUCCUGAUUGAUGUAAAUCAUUCUUUGACGUCUUUUGAUUUUUCAUAAAGUGAAGUGACCUGUCUAUUA
Messenger RNA from Scleropages formosus (Asian bonytongue), 3469 nucleotides. It is a transcript of the gene slc33a1, whose product is annotated as solute carrier family 33 member 1. Gene Ontology annotation, biological process: acetyl-CoA transmembrane transport. The record is from RefSeq and is a predicted model, not a curated record. Bases 774 to 2429 code for a protein of 551 amino acids. Gene Ontology annotation, molecular function: acetyl-CoA transmembrane transporter activity. The transcript has 7 exons. Gene Ontology annotation, cellular component: membrane. Lineage: Eukaryota; Metazoa; Chordata; Actinopteri; Osteoglossiformes; Osteoglossidae.